AAGAAGAAGAAGAAGGAACGAUUUCGGAAACAGAGCGGCUUUCUUUUUGCGUCGCCAGCGUCGAAUGGUACGUCGUCCUGGGACGCGCUUUUAGUCUCGUUUAUUUUUUUACAAGAUCGAACCAGCAGCGAUGAGCGCCCGAGGUGGUCCGGUUGGCUACCAGUUGAGCUUCACGCUCUCCUGGAUGCCGACCAAAAACCGAACGAACGACGACCACCUCCGGUUCUUCAAGUCCUUCUUCACCAACUACGCCAAGCUCUCGGAACCACCACGCCUGGAAGACGACGUUCGAAAGAGACCAUCUCCAAACUUCUACCAGGAGGACAUCUACCAGGUGGACUGUAUUGUGCCCCACCAGACCAUUAUCACGUGGUUCGAACCGGACACCAAGUACGCGGAGAUCGGACGUCUCUGGUGCGAGGCCGGACGGAGUCGUCAGUACGCGGGACUCCUUCAGUGGCUCACCCCGCAUCCAGGCGAGGGCUUCUGGCGUGGCACCAACCCGCAGGACCGUGGUGCCUCUGUGGCGUCGCUGUCGUUUGGCACCCUCAUUGGACUCACCAGCUUUGUGGAACACCAGUGCAUCAGCGCUAACUGUCGCAAUUCUCCGUACGAUAUCGACUGUGUCUUCCAGCACGACGAACGGCUUCUAUGCGUCUACAUCGAGUUGAACCAUAUAGAGGCAUGCUCGGAACACACGACGCUGUAUCGUUUCGUGGUCCCAUACCAGAACGUUAUCAAGGUACUCAUCCGCGACACCGACAAGCAACAUCCGACAGACAUCUACCUUCAUCUGAAAUGCCCUCCCAUGUUGUACGGAAAAAAAGUACCGAGGGAGGAGGAACCAGACGACCUCGGCAAAUCUCUCUUGGGAAAAGGAGAAAGCCUGGCAUGGGAGAGGGUCUUGGGACUCGGAUGCCGCUGCGUAGGCAACACCAUCUCCGCCAGGUCUCUCGGGGGAUGCCUCGUCCUCAAGUUGAGCGUCCAGGACAAGAGCAGGGCCCGCAGAAUCCUGGGAAGACUUAGCCAACGCUGCGCGAUGGCCACUGAGUUCCAUUACUGCCCCGUACGCACUCAAAGGAUUAACCCGGACCUCUUGAGAGAAGUUACAGACAAGCACACCUCCUUCAUCCAACGCCUCCACUACUCGUGCGCCUACGCGUCCAACGCUGUCUUCACCCAAAGCUUCGACAUACCGGACCAGAUGGCGCUGUUGCGACAAACUCAACAGCGGGAGCUGUUCCACUUGCUGCUCAAACUCGCCUACGACGACCCGUCAGCAUUUGAAAAAACGUUCUUCUGCAUUAGCUCGUCCUUGGAGUGCGGAAAUGUGAUUCUCAUUCGCAAUGCAAUCAGCCGUGUUUACCAGAAGUACCGGAACCAUCCAGAGAACGAGGACCCGCCGCCCGGCACCUGCAUGGUGCGUCGAGUGUUCCUCACCCCUUCCCGCGUCCUCUACCUCCCCGCACAAGUCCACUGCGAAAAUCGGAUCCUACGCGAGUUCAACCCGGAGUACGCCAUCCGAGUGUCGUUCAGGGACGAUAACCUGGACAAGCUUUCGCAUACUUUACAGUUCCAUUCCCAGAAGGAUGAGUUCCUGAACGCCGUCGUCGGUAACGUGCUUCGGAACGGGGUCAAGAUCAGCUUCCGCGAGUUCCAUUUCUUAGCGGCGUCUUGUAGCCAGCUUCGAGACCAUGGGAUCUGGAUGUACGCCGAGGACGAUCGUAACAACACCGCGACGUCGAUUCGAAAGUGGAUGGGGGAGUUCGACGGUAUCCGAAACGUCGCCAAGAAGAUGGCCCGUAUGGGACAGUGCUUCUCUUCCACCGAGGAGACAGUCAAGAUACCCCUGAAAAGCAAGAUGGUGGAAAACGUGCCCGAUAUUCUUCGCGGAAAGCAUCCGGUUUCUGGAGAACCGUACGUCUUCUCUGAUGGCAUUGGCAUGAUCUCUCCGUCGUUGCUUGGAAAGGUGCUGAAAUCUCUGCAUAGCAGAGAAAGACCGUCUGCAGUCCAAAUUCGUUACGCGGGAUACAAAGGAAUGAUCUGCGUGAACCCCGAGUUGACAGAUGACAAACUGAUUCUGCGUGAGAGCAUGUUAAAGUUUCCUUGCUCGAAUUCGGAGUCCUUGGAGACUAUCAAGUCGUCCGCUCCCCGCCCAGUGUUCCUCAACCGGCCCCUGAUAACGAUCCUCGAGCAACUUGGUGUACCAUCGCACAUCUUCCUUAGACUUCAAGAGCACAUGAUCUUGGAGUUCACGGAUGCCUUAGUCUACGAAGAGCUUGCCGUGGAGUUACUCACAACCUGGGUUAAGAACUCUCUCAUACCAUUCAGGGCGCUCUGGGAAGGUGGAUUAUCUUUGACGCAGGACCCAUUCUUUCGGUCGCUCUUGCUUGCCAUCUACAGAAAUGCUGUUUCUGGACUUCGGUACAAGAGCAGGAUCGCCAUCCCUGCAAACGAGGGACGGAACAUGCUUGGAGUACUGGAUGAAACGGACACUUUGGAGUACGGUGAGAUAUACGUACAAUACACAGAGCUGGGUUCCGGCACCCAUCUUGGGACCAAGGUUCUAACAGGUAAACGUAAUGUCCCCAUUUGCACGCGCAUAUUCAGUCCUGUUCCCUGUACAGGAACCGUUCUGGUAACCAAAUGCCCUUGUCUGCACCCUGGAGACGUCCGCAAGUUCACAGCGGUGGACGUGCCAGCUCUUUCGCAUAUCAACGAUUGCAUUGUUUUUCCGGCAAAAGGAAAAAGGCCACACCCGGAUGAAAUGGCAGGAUCUGACUUGGACGGCGACGAGUACGUCGUCAUUUGGGAUCCGAAGCUGUUCUUUCCUGGACCCAACCACGAACCGAUGGACUUUCCCGACAAAGGAAACGGCAAGGUGUACCAGGGGAGCAUAAAGGUGGAACACAUGAUACGCUUUCUGUGCAACUACAUCAAGAACGACUCUAUCGGCCUGCUGUCUAAUGCGCACCUCGCUUGGGCGGACCAAGAGGAAGAAGGCAUCUUCUCCAAGAAGUGUUGUCAGAUCGCCGAGAAGAUUCCACUCUGCUUGGACUUCGCCAAGACUGGACAGACAGCGUUCCUGAAGCGGGACGAGAAACCACGGAUGUACCCAGACUUCAUGGAAAAGGGCGGCAAUAAAAACACGUACAGGUCCAACCGAGUCUUGGGACACUUAUAUCGGGCUUGCCGUUCGCUCGAGUCCGCGGUAAGCCAUAUGGGUUUCCACAGCGACGGACCUCGCUACUGUCCCUUGCUUGAGUACCCAGGAUGGCAGCGAUACGAAGAGGAAGCGAAGGAAGCUCUCCAGCUCUACAAUGCUCGCCUCAAACGCAUCUUGAACCAGUACUGCAUAGAAAGCGAAGGUGAGAUCAUGUCUGGUGUCAUUAACAGCUACGGUCGGUAUAAUCAGGACAAGUCGGAAAAGACAAACGUCGAAGUUCUCGUCGAAAAGCAGAGCCAGUUCUUGUCCGAGAAGACCCGUCAGUCGUUCUUCAGAGGCCUCGAAGAAGAGUUCAAGAAACGAGGCGUGACCUUAUCGCAGUCGAAGGUCGUCAUGAAGUACCAAAAGGCGUCGGCUUGGUACAUGGUAACGUACGACCGGGACGACAGGCAGUACGUCUCUUUCCCCUGGUGCCUUGCGGAUGUCCUGAGCGAGAUCAUUUCGCGACCGUUAUGCAAGAACUAUGAACUCUUCAAAUGCAAGAAUACACUCGCGUACAAGAUGGAUCAGGUGACUGAAGAGAAGCUUAAAGAGCGGAACUUCACCGACAUAGGUUUUGAUAUCAUCCGCCAAUGGGCUGCCAAGGAAGAACUGCUGAUUCGGAACACUGGCGCGGGAGCAGCGAUUUGUGAGGACUGUCUUCUGCAAGAGUUCAUGAAUUUCGUGUACAUUUCCGCUGACCUGUCUAUUAACAACUCGACAGUUGGAAACCUUGUCUUGAACUUUCUUCGCCACUGUACCAAUUACGUGGAUUUGCCGAAAGGUCGAUGUCUGAACGACGCUUGCAGCAGUGGCCAUCCGGGUCACAAGCAGACGCAUAGGUUGCCGAUGGCGGCUUUGAGGACGUACAGUAUGAUUGCUCUGUCGCGGGACCUGUGUCAUCUGGGUCUUCCUUGCACUCCAUCAUUGCACGAACCCUACCAAGAGGUGACAGAGGGAGAUCCUGUGAGGAUUCCAGUGAACAACGAAUCAUUCAAACGGGCGCUGACGAUGAAUGUGGACGAAGUGAAGAAGCUGCUGGCCAAGUGGUCCGGUGUACAGCACGUGCACAUCAGAGGUCAGCAGGACUUGGACGACAGGUGGUACCUCUUGGUGAGCGCCACGGGUCGCGACUGGCAGCGCUGGUUUCUGGAGGAACUUCUGUUGCAGCCUUGGUUGCCAGACGCCAUCGAGAUGAAGAGCAUCGUGCCCUUUAUCAAAUCGUAAUAAAGGAGAAUGUGCUGACUGUGUGCCCAAGUUUGCGGGGUUUUCGUAAUUUAAUUGGUCAUUGGUUUUGUAAUUGGUGUUGUAAUGCCCUUCUUAGUGUGCGACCAAUAAAACGUUCGCCAGCU
Molecule: messenger RNA, 4557 nt
Organism: Ornithodoros turicata
Lineage: Eukaryota; Metazoa; Arthropoda; Arachnida; Ixodida; Argasidae
Exons: 9
Coding region: 131-4432 (1433 amino acids)
Biological process (GO): siRNA processing
Cellular component (GO): nuclear RNA-directed RNA polymerase complex
Molecular function (GO): RNA-directed RNA polymerase activity
Source: RefSeq, a predicted model, not a curated record